GAAUUUGACUAGUCUUUAUUCAUCUUAAUAUAUCAUUUGAAAAGUCUUGGUGUCAUAGAAUUCCAUGGAGUAAUUGACAAAAGAUCUGGAACUGAUUAGUCAAGACUGAGGUUUAAAAUAUUGGAUCUCUUCCAGUGGAAGGACUUGUUCCCUCCAUCUCUGUACAUAGAGGUGGAUGGUCAGUUAGCUAAAAGAUUGUGCCCCAGAGAAGAAUUAACUUUGGUUUUUAUUUUAUUUUUCUGAUCCAUGGCUUUCUCCUCUUAUUCCGCAAGUGAAAAACCUUUCAGGGUUACAAUGUUGUUGCUCCUUGGGUUGUUGAUGUCACAUAUAGGAGCAUCAGGCGCCGUUGGCGUAUGCUAUGGAAGAAAUGGUGACAAUUUGCCAUCACAAGCUGACGUUGUGAGCCUCUACAAAGCAAAUAACAUUGGGCAGAUGCGAAUUUACGAUCCGGAUCAAGCAACUCUCCAGGCCCUGAAGGGAUCCAACAUUCAACUCAUCCUCGACGUCCCGAAAGACAAACUCCUGGAACUCACAGAUUCUGCAAAAGCGGGAGAUUGGGUCCAACAAAACGUCCUGGCCUACUCUGCUGAUGUCAAAUUCCGAUACAUUGCAGUCGGAAACGAAAUCCACCCUGCUGAUGCAGAAGCUAAAUCUGUUCUUCCUGCAAUGCAGAACGUUCACAAUGCAAUAGCUGCAGCAAAUUUACAAGGCCAGAUCAAGGUUUCAACCUCAAUCGACACUAGCUUGGUAGUCAAUCCCUAUCCUCCGUCCGCGGGAACUUUCAGUCCUGAAGCGAGCUCCUACAUCACCCCCAUAAUUCAAUUCCUGGCACAAAAUGGAGCUCCACUCCUUGUCAAUGUGUACCCUUAUUUUGCCUACAUCGAUCCCUCCGCGCAAAUCAGCCUGCCUUACGCGUUGUUUACUGCUCCAGAAGUUGUAGUAACAGAUAAUCAAUAUCAAUACAAGAACCUGUUCGAUGCGAUAACAGAUGCUCACUAUGCCGCUUUGGAAAAGGCUGGUGCCCCCAAUUUGGAGAUUGUUAUAUCAGAAAGUGGGUGGCCAUCAGAAGGAAAUCCUGCAGCCACUGUGGAAAAUGCAGGAACUUACUACAGGAAUUUGAUUGGUCAUGUGAAUGGAAACACAGGGACUCCCAGGAAGCCUGGAAAGGCUAUUGAAACAUAUUUGUUUGCCAUGUUUGAUGAGAACCUGAAAGCUGCAGGGACUGAGCAGCAUUUUGGUGUCUUCUCGCCAAGUAAAGAGCAGAAGUAUCAACUAACUUUUGCCUGAAAGAGUUGCUACAGGUUUCUGAUGGGCUUUAAGUUUAAAUAAGGGUGUCUUGUGCUCCCAUUUUAUAAUUUACUCAAGGCUUUUCAUUAUUUCUGAGCUCUAGGAAUGGGAGAGCCUGCUGCACUACUUAUUGAGAUCAAGAUCCAACAAGAUCAAUUACAACCGAAGAUCACACUGUUAGUGUAUGCCCUAGGAACCAAUCGUGUUGUCAGUUUCAGGACAUUAUAUCUUGAAAAUGUAUUAUGAAUAAA
Messenger RNA from Pistacia vera, 1538 nucleotides. Its product is annotated as glucan endo-1,3-beta-glucosidase-like. Gene Ontology annotation, biological process: carbohydrate metabolic process. Bases 247 to 1287 code for a protein of 346 amino acids. Gene Ontology annotation, molecular function: hydrolase activity, hydrolyzing O-glycosyl compounds. Gene Ontology annotation, cellular component: plasma membrane. The transcript has 2 exons. The record is from RefSeq and is a predicted model, not a curated record. NCBI's taxonomy places the organism in Eukaryota, Viridiplantae, Streptophyta, Magnoliopsida, Sapindales, Anacardiaceae.